Candoia aspera is the source of this 1707-nucleotide messenger RNA. RefSeq names its product acrosin-like. The transcript is spliced from 5 exons. Gene Ontology annotation, molecular function: serine-type endopeptidase activity. Gene Ontology annotation, biological process: proteolysis; acrosome reaction. Lineage: Eukaryota; Metazoa; Chordata; Lepidosauria; Squamata; Candoiidae. Bases 1 to 1287 code for a protein of 428 amino acids. The record is from RefSeq and is a predicted model, not a curated record.
AUGGAACAUUUAGCAGUUCCAAAGGAGAACUUUGGGUAUCUGGCUCAAGCCAAAUUCUCUGUCUGUGGGAAGCGGCCUUUGGCACCCGACCAGGGCAACAGUAUGCAGAUUGUGGGUGGCAUCGACACCUUGCCUGGGACAUGGCCGUGGCUGGUCAGCAUCCAGGUGUCCUCUUCCAAGGGACCUCAGCACUUGUGUGCUGGAUCCAUCCUUGCCCCCCACUGGGUGCUCACCGCUGCUCAUUGCUUCAAGUCAGGGAAGAGUUACAGAUCGUUGCAACCUCAGAGGAUUGUGAUUGGUGCAACAGACAUUUCCAAUUUGCUGGACACUGUACAAUUACGCUCUGUGUGCCGUAUCAUCCCCUACCAAGAUUACAAUCCACAGACUGAGGCUAAUGACCUUGCAUUGAUAAAACUCAACAGCCCGGUGAUCUUCAACAACUAUGUUCAACCAGCUUGCUUGCCACAUGUCACCAUGGACUCUGAAGCCUUAUUCUCAGACUGCUACAUCAGUGGCUGGAACACCACCAACCUGAAGGGUAGGAAGACCUUUGAUAUCUUGCAGGAAGCCAGAGUGAAGAUUCUGGAGACCAAAAAAUGCAAUAGCAGCUGGUGGUACAAUGGGGCCAUGAGUCCUUAUACCCUGUGUGCUAGAUAUGAGGAUGGAGGCACUGAAACUUGCCAGGGGGACAGCGGGGGACCCUUAAUGUGCAAGACAUCCCCCACCUCUCCAUUCUACGUGGUUGGGAUCACCAGCAGGGGCAAGGGCUGUGGUGAGGGAAGAAAUCCAGGAAUCUACACUUCUACUCAGGCCUUCCUUGAAUGGAUCCGUGGUGAAAUUGUGAAAGUGGAAGAGACGCCUCUCCAAAAGAGGAAACCCUCACACAGAGGUUGGACUAAAAAUGCAGUAACACUCCCAGCUUCCAAAACUGAGAUUUCACAGUUCUCCAAGAAAUAUUUGGAGGAAGACCUGACCUACUUCCCUAUGACUGAGUUUCCAGAGGUGGAUACAGUCCCUUUGUCCAUGCAUGCCCUUCCAGCAAUUCCCAGCACCUCUCCGGAAGUGAACACAGUCCCUCUGCCUACUGAACGCCCUUCACCAUCCUUCAAUUUCCCUCCAGAGACUGAUACAGUCCUUUUACCCACAGAACCACCUCCAGUAGCCUCUGAUACUGCAUCAGAGAUAGACAGAGUGCUUCUGCCCACAGAACUCUCUUCAGCAACCCCCCUGAACCAUCCAGAGAUGGACAUAGUGCAUGCCCCUAGAUGCUCACCUAGCAGAACGUGACACCUCUCUCAAGCUUUUCAGAAGGGCAAAUUAUAAUGCUGCCUGUCUCCAGCGGUGGAACACCAUGAAGUGUCUUUCCCCAGAGACAGAGCCAAGUGUCCUUAUGCAGUCUGCAUUCAUCCACCCUGCAACUCCAUCCUCAUUCCUUGAACUGCUAGAUGUCUCUGUAGAGGUAGUGUUCAUCUUAGAACCAGUGUGCAAUCCCACAAAAUCAAACCCACAACUUUAACCCCUCCAUAUAUCACUGCAGAUAAACCUUGCUCUCUCUAAGGACUUCCCAUAUCACUUCAGGGGUAAAAGCAAAUUUGGAUCCUCUGUGUAUUACAAGAAGCCCAAUCGUACUCCAAAGUCCCCCAGUUUGAUGAUGCUGGACACAGAUGUUUAUAUAGCAGAUGAUAUUGCAAGUCCAUAGAUUUUUCA